GUUCAGCCUUGCACUGUAGCCUCGCCACUUACUGUCGCAUCUUUUUUGUCUACUUUUGCCCCUCCAUCUCGCUCUAUUGUUCUCUUCCGGCUUCCAAACGCCACUCCUCGCCUUCGUAUCUGUAGCCUCGCCAACUCAAAUCGUCUGCGUCACUCGCCGUCUCAGCCUCGUCUGUCUCUUCCUCCAUCUUUUCUUCCCGUCCCCUCUCUUUUUUCUUUUUUGCUCUCUCUCCUCCACUCGUCCACCUCACCUACCGCUCAGCCCGACACAGCGCUCCACAGCCAUGGCCCUCGUCAUCGACGAAGACGCUCUCGAGCCGUCUCUGCAAACGCUCCUCGACCAGCGCUCGCUCCGCUGGAUCUUCGUUGGCGGCAAAGGUGGUGUCGGCAAAACCACCACGUCGUGCUCCCUCGCCAUCCAGCUCGCCAAAGUGCGCCGCUCCGUCCUGCUCAUCAGUACCGACCCCGCCCACAACCUGUCCGAUGCCUUCAACCAGAAGUUUGGCAAGGAGGCCCGCCUGAUCAACGGCUUCGACAACCUCAGCGCCAUGGAGAUCGAUCCCAAUGGCAGCAUGCAGGACCUGCUGGCUGGCCAGGGCGAGAACACUGAGGAUUUGAAUGCCAUGAGCGGGGGAAUUGGAGGCAUGAUGCAGGAUCUUGCCUUUGCUAUCCCCGGUAUUGACGAAGCCAUGUCCUUCGCCGAAGUCCUCAAGCAGGUCAAGUCCCUCUCCUACGAGACCAUCAUCUUCGACACCGCCCCCACCGGCCACACCCUUCGUUUCCUCCAGUUCCCCUCCGUCCUCGAAAAGGCCCUGGCCAAGGUCUCCCAACUCUCCUCCCAGUACGGCCCGCUGCUCAACGGCUUCCUCGGCUCCAACGGUGCCCUCCCCAACGGCCAGAAUCUCAACGAGAUGAUGGAGAAGCUCGAGUCCCUGCGCGCCACAAUCUCCGAGGUCAACACCCAGUUCAAGGACGCCGAGCUGACCACCUUUGUGUGCGUCUGCAUCGCCGAGUUCCUGAGCUUGUACGAGACGGAGCGCAUGAUCCAGGAGCUGGCCAACUACGGCAUCGACACCCACAGCAUCGUCGUCAACCAGCUGCUGUUCCCCAAGAAGGAGAGCGACUGCGAGCAGUGCAACGCCCGCAGGAAGAUGCAGCGCAAGUAUCUUGACCAGUAUGAGGAGCUUUACGCCGAGGACUUCAACGUCGUCAAGAUGCCUUUGUUGGUGGAGGAGGUGCGAGGCAAGGAAAAGCUGGAGAAGUUUAGCGAGAUGCUGGUGAAGCCCUACGUUCCACCGCAGUAACGAGGGGGGGGGGGGGGUCAAUAGAGGAGAAGAGAGGGAGAGAAGAAUAAGAAAGAAAAGGAAUGCUUUAAAAAAACUCAGAAAAGAAAACAAAAUUUCCAACUUAUGUCACCAGCAAGACUUACGGGUUAUGUAUAUGUCUAGAUAUUAUUCCUUCAAUAGAUUUACUAUAAAGUAGUCCAGGCGAUUUUAGCCCUCACAGCAUUACAUAUUUCAC
Messenger RNA from Trichoderma asperellum CBS 433.97, 1520 nucleotides. RefSeq names its product Golgi to ER traffic- protein (gene GET3). The record is from RefSeq and is a predicted model, not a curated record. Gene Ontology annotation, cellular component: GET complex. Gene Ontology annotation, molecular function: ATP binding; ATP hydrolysis activity. Gene Ontology annotation, biological process: post-translational protein targeting to endoplasmic reticulum membrane. NCBI's taxonomy places the organism in Eukaryota, Fungi, Ascomycota, Sordariomycetes, Hypocreales, Hypocreaceae.